This is a messenger RNA of Morchella sextelata, 1122 nucleotides long. RefSeq lists its product as uncharacterized. The record is from RefSeq and is a predicted model, not a curated record. NCBI's taxonomy places the organism in Eukaryota, Fungi, Ascomycota, Pezizomycetes, Pezizales, Morchellaceae. The transcript has 2 exons. The coding region runs from base 1 to 1122 and encodes 373 amino acids.
AUGGUAGCACGUCUGUACUCUGCUCCACGUCGACAUCACGGACCCUGGGAGCGGAGCGUUUAUUACAAUGUGCGACUGCUUCCCUACACCGGGUCCGUCAAGGCGCUUAUCUACAUCUCCGAGUUUGCUAUCGGCGGGAAGACCACCCUGGAAAGGGCAAAAUUGGCACGUGCUCUGUGUAUGGUUGUCCCUCUGUCUGUGGAGUUCGGGAGUCUCGGGCCAUUCUCACCUGAUUGCUUCAAUAUACAUGGGCAGCAUCCAAUACCGGUCCUGCGUUUCUCAAAUCCGUUUAGCAGGAGCUAUUGGUCGUCGAGUAACUCCAGGGGCCGGCAUAGCAUAAUCGGGCACCAUACGCGGCGCGACGACCUCAUCGUUGCUACCGUGCCCCCAAGUUUCAAGGUCCAGCCAAUUCUGGACGAGAGCCAAUACGAUUACGAGAUUGCUUCAAACUAUAGUAUCCUCAAGACCUUUGCAGCCAUCGUUCAAAUCGUCUACGGGUGCUACGAGCUUUACGAGGCGCGCGGUACGCAGAUUAAUGCGUUCGGAUACGCCGCCUACUCACUGACGGUCAUCCCCUAUGUAUUCAUGUCGUUCUUGAAUCUUAUCGCGUCAAUGUGCCGGCCCAGCUAUCCGAGCAGAUAUCUCGUCUACUACCGCGGCCCGUACGAGGGCUGCCAGAAAUCGUGGGAGGAGAAAGAAGCGCUUGAGAGCCUUGAGACGGAGGUGGCCGGUGCCGUAGGCUAUGCGUAUGGCCUUUCGUGCGAGGGCGGGUAUCCCGACAUCACGAGCACGGAUUCAAUUCCGAUCAACGUUCUUAUCUUCUUCUUGCUGCUUGCGCCCUACAUCCUCAUCUACUUCUUGACGGGCUACAACCAAGGCCACAGCACGGUGACCCAGCGAACCUGGCUCAUGUGCUCGCUUGUCCUAGGGCAGCUGUUCACCUUGGUGGCUCAGCACCUCAUCUAUCCUAUCCAAAGGUGGUUCUUCCGUUGUCUCAAUUGCUCAUUGGAUGAUAAUGUGGUUUAUGCCGGUAUUUCUGUCAUACUGUCUGCGCCUACCGUGGGAGCCUUCGUUCAGGUGGCGUAUAUGAUCUUUCAGGACGAUGUGUGCAGGAAAAUAUGA